UCGAAGAUUCUUCGGCUUGAAUUAAGUUCUCAAUCUCCAGUCUCUAGGUCGGAUGCUCAAUGGUGCUACAAGCGGGUGACGAUGACUUUUAAAGUUCGUUUACAUUAUUUUUUAAAGGCUUGUCUUCUUUAAGUGGAGUUUUGUUUGUUCAUCAGAUGCGUUCUACCCUUUCCUUGAGUAAUGUUAGGUAAACGGUUGAACGCGUUGGAUCAUCGACUUUUUCUCAAAAGUUCAUGAACACCUGUUAACCGAGCACCAACUUUUCAAAUAAAAAAAUUCAAACUUUAAAACAAUUCGCUCAUUAUCCGAUAUUAUUCCACUCAUCGAACUUAAUCACAAACUGCCAAAAUGAAGCUGGGUGAAAUCGUAAACGACUCAAUAAUAGAGAACAAGCAGAAAACGAAAUGCUACUGGGAGCAACUGAUGACCGCCAACUCCGAACAGACAGAUACGAACAGCAAAAAGAAAUCAAUUUCGCCAAGCACUAGUCGCGAUUGCAGUAUACUCAAGAGGUUCCCACCGUCAGACAAUGCACCUCCGAAGAUCAAGAGCUCGCUCAUCGAAAGAGAAAUUCAGCUGCAGAAGGAGAGAGAACUGGAACACCAGCAGUCGCGAUCAAAAUUUCAAAAACCGUCGCAGAAUAUUUCGGACAGUGCAACUCAACCUCGUACUCCCACCGAGAGUCCGGAUCUGUUAGGAUGUAGUUUGUCUCUCACUAACACGGAUGAUGGAAACCAUUCGGAGUACGGCAGUGAAGAUAAAGAGGAUCACAGCUUGGAGGAUGGAUUGAGUAUAUACCAUCACCAUCGUACAAGAUCUCUGGAUUCGAUGAGUUCCGGUCAUAGCUCAGCAUCCGGUUCAGGGUAUGGGUCUUUGGGUGAAUCCGGUGCACGCAGACGCCAAGUCACUGUUAAACCAUUAGAUGAACCCGACCAAGUCAAUACAUCUCAAUUUUUAAGGAAUGCGAAAGAAACACCAAUCGAGCGAGAGAUCAGAUUAAGCAAAGAGAGAGAAGACGAACUUCGCAGAAGUAAAGGAGAACCGAUUAUAGAAGUGAAACCCAAAGAACCUCUAGUUCAGGAAAAGAGCAAUAAGAUAGUGCUAACAGCUGAGAGGAGUAAUUCGAGCGACCAAAAUGAUAGUCCAGUUGAGAGGAGAGUGCCAGUAGUGUUCCGCAAAGAGUCAGUCAUUGUUGGAGCUAGUAGGCAAGCACCCAGUACGAAAGGAGCGAUACCAAAAAUAUUCUCUCCCAACCCUAAACAGAAAGGGCUGAUGAAACGGUUCAUUGCGUCCCGAGGAAGACUAUCUGCAACGUUCAUUCCUGUACAGUCACCUCAACCAAUUCAACCACCGGAGAAAAAAGAUUUAUCCUUACUGGGUGUGAGGCCAGGGUAUGUUUCUGCUGAGGAUAAAAUACAAGUUGAGCUCAAAGAGAUGAGGAAACGUGAGGAAGAACUCAGGAAGCAGCAAAUGGCCCGAUCUCAACCAAACCUUCUGGCGUGCUUCGAUGAUGAGCCUAAAAUCUUGGAUGAAAGUAAAGGAAGAGAAAAAGAAACAGAAGUGCCUAAAAUGGGCGUUUUGCGAUCUGCUCUGAGCAUUCCCAACCUUUUACACUCCGAAGAACCUAAUCAGCAUACUGAGAAGAGCAAACAAGCCAUCAAACGAAGCUCCAUGAUCGACGUUUGGGAAAGCAUGAUCCAGAAAAAUUGACCGGAGCUCUACUUCUUCCACACUGGUCAACCCGAUAGAAAAUUGUCACGUAUUCGUUCUGCCAUAAUAUAUUUUUUCCAUAAAAUAGAAGAAACUUUUCUUCGAUGUAAACUGAUCCUGGUGGAUUAAUAAUUUAAUUGAAAUAUUUUUACAGGGAGAGAAUUAACAUUUUCUGUAAUUGCUCUUGGUUUCAAGUGAUAUUUUAAUAAUUAAUAUUGGUAGCCAUGUUAUAAUGAAGCAUCAAACAAGUUAAUUUUAAAAAAAUCAACUUUUUUGAUUUUCAUAUACUGUGGUAUUAUUGAGAUAGUAAAACCUUCAUAAUAGAAAAAUAUUAAGGAUUCCAUUCCAUAUGUCUCAAUAAACAUUUAAAUAAUGUUGAGAAACUAGGUUCAACUGAAACUAUUGAUAAAUAAUGCAAGCGAUGGUUGAAUCAAAAAUUUGAACAAAAUACCCGUUGAUAACCCAAAAUAUAAAGACAAUCAUUGUUUAUAGAAUUAUUGUGUUAUAGAAAUAGUUUUAAAGCCACUCAAUAGUUUAGAUAUAAAACAAAUAGUCAUGCAUGUUCCACAUUUUGUGUUUAUUUUUAUAGAAAAGUUUUUCAAUUCGAUACACUAGUACCCUUUCUUGUUUUUCAAGACACUCAUUUAUGAAUUAGUUUACCGGGUUACAUUUUAUAAGCGUUUAUUUACUUGAAAGUGAUAUUUAGUCGCUAUCACGGACGAAUUGGUGAGAGAGUAGUGAUGAGAGAGUAGUGCACAGUGCACACUCAUUCCUCCUACAACUUGGUGGUAUUAUUCAGUGGACUAAGGUCGUAUCACCCACUCCAACACUUUUCGUAAAUAUUCGUAACUAUUCUCCUCUAUAUAUCUCCACUACUAUCAAUCCUAGUGUAGUAUACCAGAUGUUAUGCAAAACACAUGAUAUAAAUUAGUUAUAAUAUUAUAUAGUUUGUUGAUUUGGAAUUACUCUCUCUCUCUUUCUCUCUCUCCUACAUGUUAUGAUGAAGAUUACACACGUUAAAUACUCAAUCUUGAUAUUUAUUUUAUUCUAAUAUUCUACAUGGAGCAGUCGGUGAAUAAAAGUCACAGCAAAUGUCAACCAUUUGACGGAACAACCGAAGAUUGGAUUUAUUGGCACGAAAGAUUCUAGAUUUUCCUACGAAAUGGAAACAUCAAAAACGAAGACAAAAAGCGAUACUCACUACUUGAGAAUCUCGGAUUGCAACCAUUCAAGAUAGUUUUUGAUUCUAUGCAUCCGACCCCCAUAAACAACAUUGAAAUAUGUUCUGAAAUAUGCUCAGUAAAAAAACUGGGUUUUAACUUUUGAAACUGAUGAAGAAGCCAAGCGUCUGCAAUCAGAUGUUGAUGCUUAAAUAAAAAAGAUUGAACAUUGCUCCCGCAAUUAUAAAACAGGCGUUCCCAGCUAGAGUUUUCGAGGCAACUACAUCGCCGCCUCCCAUGCCUACGCAGUUUUACAUGUCGAAUAAUGGAAUACCUUACCAUUUUAAAAAUGGGACUGCCUUCUCUCAGCCUUCCCAACUUCAGGCCGCUCCUAUGCGCGUCGCAGCAGAAAUGUAUCCAGGUGCUGCAUACAUGCCUGCUCAAACGCCCCAGGCGGACGCACCGAUGAUGUAAGCAAAGAUACGUGGAAAAGAUUGUUGGAACUUAUUUAGUUUUUCUUGUAAGAUUCCAAUUCUUCAGUUCUGGCUGCUCGGGAAUGGCGGCAACCAUGACGGGAGGGGCACCAUAGGGAGGGUAUUGGCCGGGGGGGACUUGCGGCAUGUAGUAGUCGCUAGUCGCCGGCAGCCGGGGGCGGCACAAAAUAUGGUGGGGUGCCGUGUGGCGACAUGGAAAUCGGCGAUGGUGUGGUCGUGUCGUUGUUCAACGAAGCCAUUUGUUGCGUGUACAUGAUCGGAUUCUGCAUGCUUACAUCAUCGGUGCGUACGCCUGGGGCGUUUGAGCAGGCAUGUAUGCAGCACCUGGAUACAUUUCUGCUGCGAUACGCAUAGGAGUAGCCUGGAGUUGGGGAGGCUGGAAGAAGGCAGUCCCAUUUUUAAAAUGGUAAGGUAUUCCAUUAUUCGACAUGUAAAACUGCGUAGGCAUGGGAGGCGGCGAUGUAGUUGCCUCGAAAACUCUUGAUGUUGGACAUGUAGAAAUCGGAUUGGACAAAAAUUGGUACUGCUGCGACUACUACAUGCCCCCCCCCCCGGCCAGUACCCUCCAUACGGUGCCCCUCCCGUCAUGGUUGCCGCCAUUCCCGAGCAGCCGGAGCUGAAGAAUUGGAACCGUACAAGAAAAACUAAAUAAGUUCCAACAAUAGACACAUCUUUUCCACCUUCGAUCUCAAGAUAUAUCAUUAUCAACAAAAAGCUUACAAGAAGCAACAACAAAACAUGACACAACACUUGCAAAAUUUUCAAACUAUCUCUGAAGUGGUUGGACACACCGAUGAUGUAAGCAUGCAGAAUCCUAUGAUGUACACGCAACAAAUGCCUUCGUUGAACAACGACACGACCACAUCAUCGCCGAUUUCCAUGUCGCCCCACCAUAUUUUGUGCCGCCCCCGGCUGCCGGCGACUAGCGACUACUACAUGCCGCAAGUCCCCCCCGGCCAGUACCCUCCCUACGGUGCCUCUCCCGUCAUGGUUGCCGCCAUUCCCGAGCAGCCAGAACUGAAGAACUGGAAUCUUACAAGAAAAACUAAAUAAGUUCCAACAAAAGACACAUCUUUUCCACCUUCGAUCUCAAGAUAUACCAUUAUCAACAAAAAGCUUACAAGAAGCAACAACAAAACAUGACACAACACUUGCAAAAUUUUCAAACUAUCUCUGAAGUGGUUGGACAACAGAUGCAAAUGUAAGUAAAGAAUUACUACCAUAUUACAAUAAACGUGAAGAACUAUCAUUUGAAAAUAAGGCCAUGUAGAAUAUUAGAAUAAAAUAAAUAUCAAGAUUGAGUAUUUAACGUGUGUAAUCUUCAUCAUAACAUGUAGGAGAGAGAGAGUAAUCCCAAAUCAACAAACUAUAUAAUAUUAUAACUAAUUUAUAUCAUGUGUUUUGCAUAACAUCUGGUAUAUUACAUCUUCCCCCUUUCUUCUUAAAUUCAAUCUGCAUAUGGCAGUUGAGUCCACCCCCCCCCCAAAGUCCAAUCCCAGGUUCCGGGCAACAAACUUAAAGUUCCUCGCAUCAUCCAGCCAUUCUUUUUAUCAAUUUCAGUCUCUACAACUAGCGGUGGUGUCAUUCCAGGUUGUGACAGGGAUAACCGAGUAUUCUUCCGUAUUGUCUUUCUUUGAAAGUUUCUAUUAUUCUUUUUUCAUCUAUGUUUUCAAAUCACAAAGUCAAUUUCCCAGUUUCAGUACAGCCUUCUCAUUUUCAAUGACUGUUUCAUUGGCAGUCUGCAUAUGAACAGUCUGUAUAUGGUACUCUUCAGUGGUGAAGAGAGAGUUUGAUGCUGGGAGAAGUCAAUCUCAAUAAUAUUUGAUGUCUCGCAGUCUUCGAAAAGUUGGACGCUUGUAGCGGUCACAUUGUCUGACCUUGAAAAAUCGCAUUUGCUCUGUCGCUCAUUAAUUAGUCUUGUGUUGCUUGAGAAAAGUCCUGCUUAUUUUGAAACCACAACGUGGAGCGUUCAACUUUCCUAAUUCAAUGCCUAAGAUUUUAUCUGGAUUCAGAAUAAACCUUAUUUGACUUUGCAUACUGCCAAAUGCUGAUCUAAGUAUGUGGUAUAGAUUGGGUUUCUAGUCUUGACAUUUCGGUUGAGGUGUUCUGCCCAGAGUUCAGCUGGACCAGAACCCUCAAUCUUUGAGAAGUUUGUAGACUGUACAAACUUCUCAAAGAUUGAAGAUUUUGAUCAAAUCCAAUAAUAUUUCAACUAGAUAUCUGAAACUCUGAAGCAAAAACGUAUGUUGAGAAACAGUUCAUCUAAAGAAAACGUAUCAAAAUCUGCAAUCUUCAAUCUGAGAAGUUUGUCCAGUUUCACAAGAAUAUGGAACCAAUACGUGAGAUCAGUAUCUUUUAAUAUGGAAAUGACAGCUCAACUAUCGAGUAUAAUUCACCAAAUGAUGUGAACUUCAAUAUUUUCUCAGAUAGUGCAAUGAGUAUGAAUAUGUAAAGUUACAAAUUAAGUAAUUAUUAUGUUGAUCUAUGUAUUUGGCAUGUAUAGGGUUUCUAUUCUUUGCAUUAUGGUUGAAGUGUUCUGCCCAGAGCUCAGCUGGUGGGAUUUGUCCAGUUGUUAGCCUAUUCUUGGCAUCACAAUAUUGGUAAUUCAAUCUUCCGUGAAAUCUUGCUCUGUAUCUAAUCACUUGUCACCAAUUCUUGCAGUUGGUACUUCUUCAAUCAGUCUUGUGGUUGUGUGUUUGUCACUUAUCAGCUGGAAUAGCUAGAUCAUAAUUUUGAUCAAUAGCGGUCUCUCAUAUCAUUGCAUCUCUUGUAUCAGUCCUAUUGCAUCUCUUAUAUUUGAUUUGACUAGAAACUUCACUUUCCUCAGAUCAGGACGUUUGAUUUUCUCAAUUACCCACGCACUCAUCCCAUUACCCAAGAGCUUAUAUGAGCAUUAUCAGCAACAACAAAAAAUAUUUGCAGUAUAUAGGCCUGCAUAUUUUUAAAUGCAUUGCAUAAGUACCCUUUAUAUUUAUAAAAAGGGGUACCAGUAUAUUGAAUUGAAAAACUUUUAAAUACCGGUAUCUCUAAAAAAUAAAUAACAUUUAUAUUGGAAUUGUUCGAUUCAAGUAUUCAAUACCGGUAAUUACAUGUUUCUGUUUCAGGGACUUCGGUGCUUUCAUCCAAAUACAAAAAAUAUUAUCUUGAACAGUACUCUUCAGGAGUACUGAAGUGAAAAGCACUCCUAGAGAGUACGAGCACGUCAUAGUAGAAAUCAAUCAAUCUUCAUAAAUCCUCAUUUUGGACUGAAAACUCCAUGUCUCCAAGACUGUACUCAUUUUCUUGGAUCUGAUGAUCAUGGGGUGAAUACUUACAACUAUCACUUUGUAAUAAUUCUAUUCUCUCCUAUACAGACAUAUUUUAUGGAUCACUGAGAUCAAGUUCGAUAACCUAUUUUUAUU
This is a messenger RNA of Nilaparvata lugens (brown planthopper), 6765 nucleotides long. RefSeq lists its product as uncharacterized. The record is from RefSeq and is a predicted model, not a curated record. The coding region runs from base 349 to 1710 and encodes 453 amino acids. NCBI's taxonomy places the organism in Eukaryota, Metazoa, Arthropoda, Insecta, Hemiptera, Delphacidae. The transcript has 9 exons.